Molecule: messenger RNA, 1131 nt
Organism: Cladocopium goreaui
Lineage: Eukaryota; Dinophyceae; Suessiales; Symbiodiniaceae
Source: the annotation of a GenBank genome assembly
AGAGAUCAGCGGAUUCAAACACCGCCAUGCCGCUUUUGAUGCGGCGACAUGGGCUAUGCUUUCGAUGUCCCGUUGGAUGUGCUCUGAAGGUCAUUUUGGCCGCCGUGGUCGCCAGUGGUCCCACCUUUGCCUGGCGCCCGGCCGUGUCGGUCGCGCCGGUGCCACAGCGCGGUGAUUGCGCGGCGCGGCGCGCGACCUCCGCGGUGCCAGAGGCCGCGGCACCCUCGACAGCAGGCCGCAAGUUGGGCUCGUUGAGCAUCGGCCUGGUGGCGGGCGGACUGGGCGGCGCCCUGGGCUUAGGUGGAGGCUUCCUGGUGGUGCCGGCCUUGAACUCGCUGAUGGGAUUGGAGCCGCGGAAGUCCAUUGGGACCAGUUCCUUCGUGGUGUUAGCUACCAGUGCUUCAGCCGUUUGCACCUACAUCCACGAGGGCUUAGCAUCACUCCGCGCUGCCGGGGCCAUUGCAGUGACUGCAGUGAUCAGCGCGCGGAUGGGUGCCAGCAUGACGAAUAAAGUGAAACCGAAGACCUUGAAAAAAGGUUUUGGUGCUUGGCUGCUGCUUGUUUCAGUGGUAAUCAUGGCCAAAGCUCUUCGCUUGCUUCCAGUCCACUCGUCUGUGACCCACGCGGGUGCCACUGCAGCUCUGCUACCACUGUCAGGGCUGGGCAUUGCCAGUGGAUUGGUCUCUGGAUUGCUGGGAGUGGGUGGUGGUACUGUCUUGGUGCCUGUGUUGGCCCUGGCCUUUGCCUUUCCUCAAUCUGAAGCGCAGGGCAGCGCGCUGCUAGCCAUGCUCCUUCCUUCAGUGGUGAGUUGCUCCACCCAUUGGUCCAAGGGCAACGUGGAUCGGGACCUGGCGGGCUUCGCUGUGCUGGGUGCGCUGCUGGGCGGUUUCGGCGGGGGCGAAAUGGCAGCACUUCUGCCGGAGCGGGCUCUGCGGCUGAUCUUUGCUGCUGUUCUAUCAGUGGUGGCGGUAAAGUACAUCAGAUCUUGAUUUGCUGCAACUAAUUCGGACCAACCUCGUCCUCACACGGAGGAGUUUCUUUGCCAAGAUGUAGGAUGCCAAGAUGGUGAUCCGUUGAGGGAUCCCUAGGGGCAGAAAUUCACCCCAUUCAGAAAUGCAGGAGAAAAAUCAA